Messenger RNA from Porites lobata, 1278 nucleotides. Lineage: Eukaryota; Metazoa; Cnidaria; Anthozoa; Scleractinia; Poritidae. The record is from the annotation of a GenBank genome assembly.
AUGGCAGAUUUAUCGAAUUGGAUGGAAACCUUCAAGGACAAAAUGGAUGAUAAAAGUUAUCAGGUCAUUUUUGAAACACUCGCUGCGAACCAAUUUACGAGUAGGCUUCAACUAAAACUUCUUACCUCGGAUCAAGUCGACAUGAUGUUUUCAAAGGAACAAACCUUACCUUUAGGUGCAAAAAGCUUGCUGAUAUAUCAAUUAGAUUUCCUUAAGGAAGAAUCGCCGCUUCCAGUUCGAGCCCGGGGGCAUAAAGCAGAGCGAAUGAAUAUCGAUGAAACGUCCCAACCCCGAGAAAAGCACUCGAAGUCUGAGGUGGAAACGCGCCGGGUAAGUUUGCACGUGUUUUAAGCGGGAACCUUUUGGUUCGUUGUUGAAUUCAGCAUUCAGUUGAGUUUUCGUCUAAUAUUUAAAUCAUUUCCGUUCUAGUGUGUUCUUCCAGCUUUGCAAGAGCAGGGAAAAAAAUUUAAAGAACAGCUCGAAAGGGGAAAACAAGAAUAUCGAGAAAUUGAAAUGAACUUGGAGUCUAUGAUGAUCCAAGUGCAAGAGCCUCCAGCGAUUGGAAGUGCUAAAAUAGUCUGUAGUUAUUGUCACCAUAGGGGUCACCGCAAUCAGAUGACGAAACCAUGUCAGCUGAAGAAGUGUGUCGACUAUACAUUUUGCGGAAUUAAGGAGAAACAUCCCGAAUAUUUCAACAAGCUGAAUUCCUUGAAGGUGGAUCUCAAGAGAAAACAAAAAGAAAUUCACGAGCUUGAAAACCAAGCCAAAGCUAUGGAAGAUUUUUCAUCGAACAAUGAAUUUCAUUUUAUAAAAAAUUUAACCCCUCGUUUGUAUGCUGUGGAUCCCUCGUAUAAAACAAACAAACCCAAACUUAUGCGAGAUGUACGUAUGCUGCGAAAUUUCCUUGAUGGAAAAAUUCCGAAAGUAUGUGCGGAUGAUCCCGAGCAGUUACGAAUUCUCCUUGCAAAAUGCAAAAAAAAUCUUCGGCAAGUGGCCAAUUCUCCCGAUUUGUUUGAAGAAGGAGAAACUUAUGCGAGUGUAGAAUAUUGUAAAGACAUGUCGCCGGUUAAGUCUAGGUAUUCUGCAGAUGGAGGUAAAGAAAGCGCUAGUAAACAAGAUACAUUUAAAUUACAUUCGAAGGACGACACUAAAGAUGACUCCACUUUAUCAAGCGAAAGCGAUGAUUGCCGACGUAAAAAACGCAAGCGAAAGAGGAAGAAGAUUAAAAAGAAGAGGCGGCACCAUUCAAGUUCGAGUUCGACUUCUGAGAGUAGUGAG